AUGACGCUCUCUAACGAAGUCUACUCUCUGUACAGCACUGCCGGUGGUUUAAUCUCGGUCCCAAACUUCCAUUACGGCUAUUUUGAGGCCUAUGUGAACCUGAACAAGGGCGGCGGCUGGCACAAUGCCUUUUGGCUGAUGUGCGGAAAUGGCUCGAAAACAGUAUACACGAACACUCAUACUGAAAUUGACAUUUUCGAAAUUGAAACAAGCAAGCCCAAGGAAACGACUAACAAUAUGAAUUUCUGGCUUGGGAAUGGCAACCGGGCCCGUGGGUAUUCUUCUGCUCAUCGGCCCGGCAAGGAUAUAACCGAAUGGAACCUUUACUCUGCACUCUGGACCGAGGAAAGGGUCGUGUUCUUUGAGAAUGAAAAACUAAUCUGGGACUACACCUUCGGGCCACAAGCAUGGACUCAUAACUACAUAAAUAUUUGGCUCACGACCGUUGCAAACGCGGCUUUUCGUAUCGACGAUUCUGCAUUGCCAUCCUCCAUGAGAGUAGGCAAUGUCAGCUAUUAUCAGAAGGACUAUUUGGUCCGUAUGGAUAUGAAUUCGCUGACGCCUCAUAAACCAGUAUCUCACUUCGAGUACCCACUCUGA
Clonostachys rhizophaga is the source of this 600-nucleotide messenger RNA. Lineage: Eukaryota; Fungi; Ascomycota; Sordariomycetes; Hypocreales; Bionectriaceae. The record is from the annotation of a GenBank genome assembly.